CGCGGUCCCGAGGGUGGAGUCCACCGCGGCUGGCUGAUCUCUGAACACUUUGCCAACCUCCAGACUUGACCGUGUCCGCUGCUCUGCUCACGCUGAGGCGAUCUGCGUUUUUUCCUUCGGGUCUGCACUUUAUUUGGAAACUUAUUUUCAACCGAACUGUUCUUGAGAAGGGCACCGAGCUGGGAAAAUGAUGGCUCCGGAACCGCUGCGCUCAGCUAUGAAUAUCCGAGGCGUGGAGGACACUUCUCUCGCUGUGCCUUCCGACACCAAGCUGCACUCAGGACAGCAGCGCGUGCUGGAUCAAGUGCACACCAUCAAGAGAAGCAAGUCAAAACCUGGGAAGAACGGCACAUUGUCCCCCCCAGCUCUAAGCCCAUUACCGCAGAAUAUGUCAACAUGUGAGUUUGGAACCUUCAAGUUUUCUCCGUCCAAAGCAAAUGCGUUCUUCAGUCGCGCCAACUCCAGUCAGUCAACAGGCUACACCAAAGUGGGACAUACUACAAAGAGUCGCACUCUAUCUGCUAAAACCUCCAAAGGACAACAUUACAGCUCAGGUGGAUGGGAACAGAAUAACUUUGCCACCCAGACCCUGACCCCCAAUGGGCUGAGAUCCGCUCGCAGUGACCCGGCCUUGGCUCGGUCAUUUGGUGCUGCUCAUACAGGCGGAACUGUUAUGAGAACCAAAGGGCAGGCGGUCCAGAACAACAUCAUGCAGAAUCGAGUCAAUAGACAAAGCGUCUACUCUACGAGCAGUAACCAACAGGCGACCAGUAACCACCAGAUGAACAGUAACCCCCAGACGACCAGUAACCACCAGAUGAACAGUAUCUACCAGAUGACCAGUAACCCCCAGAUGACGAACAGCCAGAUACACAUGGUCCAGCAGCCCUCCAUGCACUCUAUGACUGACGGCAGGAUGGGAACCAUCAAAAAGUCCAACAUAGAGCAGAUAUCAGCGGUGAACAGCUCGGUGAACAUGUCAGAUAUGACCCUGAAGCAGGCAAUAGAGUUCCUGUCUCACUCAGAUGAGAAUUACCAGCAAUGUGGAGCCACCUUCAUUCAACACACCACCUACAAAGAGGAAAGCACCAAACAGGAGGUUUUCAAAAUGGGAGGUAUCCCGGAUCUUGUGACCCUGCUGCGGAGCGCCAACCCUGGGGUGAGCCAGGCUGUUGCUGGCGCUCUGAGGAACCUGGUGUUCAAAGACCAGGCUAGCAAGUUGGAGGUUCAGCACUGUGGCGGGAUCGCUAAGGCCCUGCAGCUGCUGAAGGAGUCGGACUCUACUGAGACCCAGAAACAAAUAACUGGACUGCUCUGGAACCUGUCCUCUGCCAACGACCUGAAGCAAGAGCUGAUUGCUACAGCGCUGCCCGCCCUGACGGAGAACGUGGUGGAACCUUUCACCUGCUGGUCAGACAAAAGCACCAACAACAACAUCCACCCUGAUGUCUUCUACAGCGCCACAGGGUGCCUGCGGAACCUGAGCUCCGGCAAAAAGAAGGACAGAGAGGCAAUGAGAGAUUGCAGCGGCCUAAUCAACUCCCUCAUGAGUUACAUCCAGUCCUGUGUGGCGGAGGACAACCCUGAUGACAAGUCUGUGGAGAACUGUGCAUGCAUCCUCCAUAACUUGACCUACCAGCUGGAGGAAGAGUCCCCUGGGUGCUACAGCAAGUUCCAACCUGCGGGGAGGAAAAGCUCCACGAUUGGAUGCUUCAGCCCCAAGAGCAGCAAGGCCCAAAAGGAGAUUUCACUUGACGCGGUACGGGGGAUGCCGGAGGAGAGCAACCCGACAGGUGUGAACUGGUUGUGCCACCCCAAAGCCAUGCAGACCUAUAUGUCUCUGCUGGGCUCGUCCCAGAAAGAUGCCACCCUGGUGGCCUGCUGCGGGGCCCUGCAGAACCUCACUGCCUUAAAGGGAGCGGGGUCCAGUUCCAUGAGUCAGUUAAUGGUUCAAAAGCUGGGGGCUCUCAUGUACCUUCGACCCCUUUUAAAAUCUUCCAACCCGGGCCUGCAGAAGACUGCCAUGUCUCUGCUGGGUAACAUGUCUCGGACCAGCAGUUUGCAGACCUCCAUGGCAAAGCAGAUCCUGCCUGACAUCACCAGCCUCCUCUCCUCUAGCCCCAAAGAGUUGGGAAACUCCGACGACACCAUAACAUCAGCUUGCAACACAGCAUGCCAGCUGAUGUUUGCGGACAGUGAGGUCAGCAAGAAAGUCGUCGAUAAUAGUCUGGUGUUAUCCAUGACCGACCUCAGCAAGAACGCGUCUUUCCCAAAAGGCAGCAGAGCCGCUUCGAUGUUGCUCUACACCUUAUGGAGCGAUAAUAAUUUGCAAGGAGUCGUGAAAAAGCUGGGGCUGGACAAAUCACUUUUUGUCAAUGACUACACCACUUCAGUGCACAAGUCCAUGCAGCUCUCUGAGUGAGUGACAGAAGAGCAGAACAGCACCACAGAGCUUGAGAGGUUUGAUUGCUUCAAAGUACUUUCAUCUGCAUGUAUUCAGAUUUAAAGGGUUUGUCGGCCGAAAUGAGCUGAAUUUGUGUCAUGAGGUUUAAAAUUCUCUGCUCCUCUUUUCCUGUAUUUACUGUGUGUGUGUGCUCGCAGAUGAAAAGCAGCAUGUUUAGACACUGUGUGGCCACACCCUUGUAACAAGGAGAUUCAAUUACAUUAAUAACGUAACAACCUUGUUGAAAGAGCCUUUAAGAGUCAAUCAUACAUUGUACAAAAAAGACAGCUUUUAAAUUCCUGGAUAAUUGGUGUGUUGCGUAUUUAAUUUGCAUAUGUUUCUGUCUGUGUAAAUAAAGGGUGAGUGUGUGUGAUUGGUAGGUGAAGAGUGCAUGGCUGCAGAAACCCAGUUCCUCUGGCUGAGAGCUGCAGAGUUUCUAAAGCCAUGCAGAGAUUAGCUGGAUUCAUGAAUGCCAUUGUUGUCCGUCUGCAGUUAAAAUGUUCUUAUCCUUAUCUUUUGCUGCCUCAAGGACCGAGCAGCCGAAAAAUAGAAAGUAAUAAGAAGAAUAUACGAAAAGCUGUUUUGAAAAAUACUUUCUGUAUUUGGAUACUGUGGCACCCACAUCAAAUCUUGUACAUUCAACUCAACGUUUUUGUUAACUUGUUUCGAUUUCAUUAUUUUUUUAAACAAAAACAAAAUGGAAACAGCUUUCAACUAAAGUGCCUGAAAAAUGUAAGGAAGUUUCCUUUUUUUAGAAAUGUACUUGUUUGCUUUCUCGCCAAGAGUCAAUAAUAAGAUCGAUACCUCUCAUGUUUGUGAUUUGAAUAUAAAGCUGGAACCAGAAGCCAUUCAGCUUAGCUCACAAUAGCUAUCCGAUUCCUUGAAAUAGCUAUCCUGCCUCUGUCCAAAAGUAACAACAUUUCACACAAGCAACUCUAAAGCUCACACAUUGACAUUGGGUUUAUGAGCCCUGUAAAUCUAUAAUCUGUGAUUUUACACCGUUUUCCGUGUGGAUUUUACGAACAAGAUAUAAAGAGUUGUGGAAAUAUGUUACCUUUGCGCUAAGUUAACAGCCGCUCCUGGCGAUAGCUUCAUAUUUAUUUCAAAGAUUUGAGAGGGGUACCAAUCAUAUCAUCUAACUCUUAUCGAGAAAGCAUAUCAAUAUAAUUAUGAACUCAUAAAUCUCAAAAAGAUCUAUUACUUUACAUUGCAGUACUAAAUCUAAACACCUUGUUCUUUUGCUUUGUCAUUAGUUUUGUUGUUGUUUGUUUUUUAGAACUGUUUUUCUUGUUUAAAGUGAGCAAUUGGAGUUCUCUAGCUUCUAUAGUCUUAGUUAUGUUCACGAAUAACAUACAAGGAAUUUAUUUUUAAGAUAUAACAUAUUAAAAAAUGUUAACAAAUACUAAGUGUUAUACAUCUGUUAGUUUAGAAUGAUAUGAACUAGUAUAGAUGUAAACAUUUAAAUAGUAUUUGUUAAAGUAUGAAGCCUUCUGUUAAAACAUAUUUUGUAUAUGAUGAUAAUGAUAAUACAUGAAUCUGAAACUGUUCAUGGAGUGCCACAGACCCAACAUGUAACCCCAUCAUUAUUCCCACUCGGUUAUCCCCCUGAAAACCCUUUGGAGUCUAGUUUAAUAAUUAUCAACAGAUAGCAUAGCUAGACACAUUAAGAGUCUUUAAAGUGUGAUUCAACAGAAGUCUCUAGGGAGAUAAUAAUGUAGGUCUAAUGAAUAAUGAUCUGUCUAUACCCCCUCAGGCAGGAGAAGUUGCACAAAACAUAUUUCAAUUAUUAUUUAAAAAAAACAUUCAUCUUCAUCUAAAACGGUCCUAUGUAAGGUUUGCUACUUUGGCUAAACACUCAUAAAGGAUUAUUCCUCUUCUCAUAACCCAAAUACAAAAGACAAAAUAUGUAUUUCCUGGAAACCAGUUUUAAAUCCUAUUAACAGACCCAACUCAACAAAUGUCUGAAGCAAAGAUAAUAGAUAACUCUUUGGGGAUUCCCAAUGACUCCAACAACACACUGCAGUGAACUGUUUUGAGCUUUAGUUGCAAAGUCCUGCUGAGGUUCCUUUGCCUCUGGGAAGAUUGAUGUCAGUAUUGCUUAGAAUGUGUUUUGUAAUAAGUAAGAAAUGUGUGUGUGGCUUAUAAUUCGGAGCUUCUCCUGUCGCUCAGUCUGUACAGAGAAUAAAUUCCACAUGUGAAAAACAA
Messenger RNA from Gymnodraco acuticeps, 4648 nucleotides. RefSeq names its product plakophilin-1 (gene pkp1a). Bases 188 to 2422 code for a protein of 744 amino acids. Gene Ontology annotation, biological process: intermediate filament bundle assembly; cell-cell adhesion; cell-cell junction assembly. The transcript is spliced from 14 exons. The record is from RefSeq and is a predicted model, not a curated record. Gene Ontology annotation, molecular function: cadherin binding. Gene Ontology annotation, cellular component: nucleus; adherens junction; cytoplasm. NCBI's taxonomy places the organism in Eukaryota, Metazoa, Chordata, Actinopteri, Perciformes, Bathydraconidae.